Molecule: messenger RNA, 2386 nt
Organism: Lingula anatina
Lineage: Eukaryota; Metazoa; Brachiopoda; Lingulata; Lingulida; Lingulidae
Product: interleukin-1 receptor-associated kinase 4
Biological process (GO): protein phosphorylation
Cellular component (GO): plasma membrane
Molecular function (GO): protein kinase activity; ATP binding
Source: RefSeq, a predicted model, not a curated record
CGCCACCUGUAAAUAUGCAACCAGGAAGAUUUCCUUAUCGUUGUCCUUAUUGGCUGUACAAAGUGGAACCGAGUGGAAAGUUCCGGUGCUUAUUUCUUGUGCUUCGUGACACUCGAAGAAAAAUAGACUAAAUCUAAUCAAAUCAUGAGAGGUUUGGAGUUCAAGUGCUUUUUCUACGUGAAGUUGAUGGACUGAAUGGAAGGCCAUUAAUUUUGGACAGAUGUUAACACAGCUAGCCGGACAGAACCCUUAGACUAAACUUUAAGCUUGUUAAAAGCUCAGGUGUUUUGAUAACCCAGGGAAGUUUUUCUAAAAAGAACUAUGAAUUCUCGGAGAGACUUGACGGUCCAGCCCACCACCCUGGUCCGCUGUAUGCGGUACAGUCACAUCAGCCAGUUGUGUCAGCUUCUAGACCCUGACCAAGCAUGGAAACACAUGACUGACUAUAUCACCAAACCCAAUGGCCAGCCGAAAUAUAACUUUGAUACAAUAUGCAUGUUAGAAAUGGAAGUCCAGAGGCCGAAUGGCAGCCCAACAAGAAAACUGAUUGAGGAUUGGUCUACCCAGAACACCACGGUGAAAGAUUUGCUGGAUGUUCUCGUUAAGUCAAAACUCUACCGAGCGGCCAACUUCAUCAGUGUGGAUGUAUUAAAGGGUGACAAAAUUGAAGAAAAUGAAAUAAUCUUGUAUGAUAAAAAUGAUUCUGUGGGGUCUCUUCCUUGCCCUGGUCCCACAGAGAGCAGCAACUUGGGUCACUUAAACAUCGAGUUGGGCAGCGUGCAAAGCUCCAGUGACAGUAACAACUUUUCUAAUGACAAUAGCAACAGCGGCAGUAUUAGAGUCCAUAGACUGGACCACAGCAGUUUUGGAGGGCCUGCAGAAAAUUCAGAAGGCAAGAAUUUAGCUCGUUGCCCGUCUGAGAAUGAUUCAAGUCCCUACCUCGCUUCUGAAGAAGUGAAUCAGAUGAUCUCAUUAAAGAAUGAUGUGGAGAACGGAAAGGGGUUGGAUGUUGAGCAGGCUACUGACCCUUACUGUUCUCAAGAGACGGUGCUUGUCGGAGCUGAGAAUGAGGAGAAGAAGGACACGCAGGCAGCAGGAGACGAUAUGUCAAGUCUGAUACAAGAUAUUGUGGAAGGGUUGGAGCAUGGAGACAGUGUCAAGCACUUUGAGUAUUCCAAGUUGAAGCUGAUUACAGGAAACUUUAACAGGACGGCUGUCAGUGAGAAAGGAAAUUUCCUCGGACAGGGAGGAUUUGGGGAAGUAUACCUUGGUAAACCAGAUAGUAUCCACUUAAUUGCUGUGAAACGUCUGAUGGACAGAGUUGAUACAGUAAUGAAACAGUUCAAAACUGAGCUACAGGUGCUUUCAAAAUACCGCCACAAAAACCUGCUUCCUCUGCUUGGCUACUCCAGCGAUGGUCCUCAAUUCUGUAUAGUAUUUGAGUACAUGCCGAAUGGCUCUGUCGAGGACAGGCUGGCGUGCAAGGAAAACACACCACCCCUUUCUGUGGAGCAGCGAUUAGAAAUAGUCAAGGGUACAGCGCGUGGCAUCGUCUUCCUCCAUACCUUUGACGAGAAACCUUUAAUACACAGAGACAUAAAGAGUGCCAACAUUCUUCUGGACUGUAACAUGGUUCCAAAGGUCGGAGACUUUGGCUUUGCCAGGACGGGCUCGGCUAACCCAGCGUCGAUGAAAAUGACCACAACAGUCAUCGGCACGUCUGCGUACAUGGCCCCCGAAGCCGUCAAGUUUGACAUCUCCAUCAAAUUGGACACUUUCAGUUAUGGUGUGGUGCUCCUAGAAUUGCUGAGUGGACUGCCCCCUUUUGAUGAGGAGAGAGAGGAGAAGGAUUUGGCCUCCUAUGUGGAUGAAAACUAUUCCAGCGAGAACGCCCUUGAGCUAGCUGACAGAACGGCAGGAGAAUGGCCAGAGAGCGUGUUUAAUAGCUUAUUUAGCACAGCAGUUAACUGCCUCAAUUACAAGAAGAAACUUCGCCCUACCAUGCAAGAGGUCCUACAAGAGAUUGAAGAUCUGUAGCAAUCCUAGGAGAUUUCAUGUAAAUAGGGGUGACCCAGACCCAAUCUCAGUCUUGAGACUGGGACGUAAACAAAAUACUGCCAGAAGACGGACCUGUUUGAUAAUUAUAAGCUUAUAAGUUAGAGUUAAAGACACUGAUAAAGUCAUGAAAUAUGGCAUUUUUUUCAGAAUCUCAACCUGGUAUUUCCUCUACACUUGCCCUCACUUGUCCAUGGUUGGUGUACAACAUUGUUAACAAGUAAACAUUUUAGGAGUAUUAUCAUUUUAUCAUGACUGAUUAAGGCAAAGAAGUUGAAUAUUUUAUAUGUUGUCCUUCAAAUACAGAAUGAAUGGAGGCCUCACUCUUUGA